UCUGUUUUUCCCUCAUUUUGAUUGCGUGUCCAACGAUAUGGAAGAGACAACACACAUCCUCCGAUCAGAAUGCGCACGUUCCAUUACACUGCCAUGUUCUACCCCCCCCCCCCGCGGGUGACACUGGAAACCCGCUAUAUUAUCCGUUUUCUUCAAUUGAACAUACAUAGUGAGCUAUCGCUAGGAGUAAGCCGUAUAGACCUUCAUGGUGCCAGUCACCAGCAGUAGACACUAUGUAUAUAUGGUUUGUCUGCACAGUGUUCAAAAGCAG
Zychaea mexicana is the source of this 271-nucleotide messenger RNA. RefSeq lists its product as uncharacterized. The transcript has a single exon. The record is from RefSeq and is a predicted model, not a curated record. Bases 70 to 228 code for a protein of 52 amino acids. NCBI's taxonomy places the organism in Eukaryota, Fungi, Mucoromycota, Mucoromycetes, Mucorales, Lichtheimiaceae.